This is a messenger RNA of Chlamydomonas reinhardtii, 942 nucleotides long. RefSeq lists its product as uncharacterized. The transcript is spliced from 5 exons. The record is from RefSeq and is a predicted model, not a curated record. Lineage: Eukaryota; Viridiplantae; Chlorophyta; Chlorophyceae; Chlamydomonadales; Chlamydomonadaceae. Bases 379 to 702 code for a protein of 107 amino acids.
CUGUGCAUCGCAGGCUAUCGCUGUCUUUGAGCUGAAUUAUUGCAGAGCGUUAGCUGGGGUUCAAACAACAUGGGGGCAAGUGCCCAAGCGAGGGGUUGUGCCGUAGGUCAUGCCGUUGCAUGGGCCGACAUUAAGAGACAGGGCCAGACCUCCAAAACAUAACAUACUAUCAAUUCUACUCCACUAUACUUUGUGUAAGCUUGUAAUUGGAAUGCCUGCCGAAUACAGCAGUAGACCAUCUAAUCGUCACAGUGGUUUCCAGUAAGCCAGUGGGAGGUAACUUUCCACUGAUCUAGUGGGAAGUUUGUUUCCAAUAGCAAAGGUCGUAGUGCUAAACAUUAUUCUCAUAAGAAUGCAGUGGAAAUACAGUCGGUAGCGAUGGCGCCACCGAAUUCGCCACGCCGUUUUCCCGGCCCUCUCUGCAAUGGUGCAUCAGCCUAUGUACUGGCUGAUAUAGCCAGGAGCAUUCAGGUUCUCGCGGUCAAAGCUUUUCCUGCGUCACGACCAAGCGCUUCCGGCGGCGUGUCUACUACUAGUAAGAUGCCGACGCUGCAUGGAAAGGCAUUUUACCCACACUCGCUGUGUGACUCAGUGACUGGCAAUGAUGCGACGCUAGGAUCCAUCGUCGUGCCGUAUGGAUCAGAGUCGGCGUUGGUAUUGCUCAGAAGGGCACACCGCCGCGGCGCCCGAACCACUGUGUAGACAGCGCUAGAUGUAGGAUGGCUCUGUGGUGCUAUGAGCUGUGCUGAUUGAUGUAGCGGUCAUGGUGGCAGUGUUACCGUCAGCAAGUACAGUAGGUUUGCACUAGUGCGUGGCGCCGCCACCUUGGGCGUGAUGGUCGCACGGGCUGCAGGGGCUCCCCUGGUUGGAGGCGCUAGAGCCUCCGUGCAGCCAUGUCAGGGACAGGCACGUACGUGCAUGUGCAUGUAACACGCAUCAGAG